UGGCUUGCCAUCGCCUGCGCUGCAACACUGCAAGUCUGCAACGCACACACCCCCAGCUGCUGCAGGAAGAAAUAAAGGUUCACGCCGCGCCGCCGCUGCCGGCAAGAAGAUUUGGGUCGGGAGCUGACGGCGGGGGUGCGCGAGCUGUGUGCUGCGUGCUGAUAUAUAGCGGCAGGCAGACAUGGGGCGCGCGCCGUGCUGCGACAAGGCGAGCGUGAAGAGGGGGCCGUGGUCGCCGGAGGAGGACGAGCUGCUGCGGAGCUACGUCCGGACACACGGCGCAGUCAGCAACUGGAUCGCGCUCCCGCACAAAGCAGGGCUCAACCGGUGCGGCAAGAGCUGCAGGCUGCGGUGGCUUAACUACCUCCGCCCGGACAUCAAGCACGGCGGCUACACCGAGCAGGAGGACCUCGUCAUCUGCUCCCUCUACAACUCCAUCGGAAGCAGGUGGUCCAUCAUCGCGUCCAAGCUGCCCGGCAGGACGGACAACGACGUCAAGAACUACUGGAACACCAAGCUCAAGAAGAAGGCCAUGGCCAUGCACCAGCAGCAUCCCUACCACCACCAGCACCACCACGGCCGGGGACAUGCCACUCCGAUCGCCACGCCGCCGCCCGCUCCAUCAUCAUACAUGCAGCCGUCGCCCGCGUCCGCCUCCUCCGCCGUCACCACCGCGAGCGGCGACGCGUACAGUAGCUUCGGCGCCACAGCCUACUCCCCGUCCAACCAGGCGCAGACGCAGGCGCACCUUGCGCACUACAACAACGUCAACGCCGCCGCCACGGCGACGCUCGCCGAGUUCCCGACGCCGGCUGCCGCGAACAGCUGGGCCAUCAACAUGGCCUUCGACGACAUGUUCCUGCCGGAGCUCGUCGGGGCCGGCGAGUUCCCGAAUGGGGACCUCUUCGGGGGCUUCGGGACGCUGCUGCAGGAACAGGACAGCAGGGCGACGUCGACCCUCCAGGAGCUCUCGGCGUGCUAUUUCCCCAACGCGCAGGCGGAGAUGUGGGCGGACGUGAAGCCGCCGCCGCCGCCGGGUGCCGGCCUGUGCCCCAGCCUGACAUGAGAAUUCCUUGAGCAAAUCAUGCAGCUACUUACUAAUGCUCCGUCCACGUACGUACGCGCGGAUGCUCUCAUGAUUCAUAUGCAUAGCCGAUCGGUUUCUGUAGUCUCUAGUUCCUGCCAUUUUGUCGAUUCCUCCUUGUCUGUCUGUCUGUUCACGAUGAGAUCGUUUAUUACAUGUACAUUAUCUUAUCCCA
Lolium perenne is the source of this 1259-nucleotide messenger RNA. RefSeq lists its product as uncharacterized. The record is from RefSeq and is a predicted model, not a curated record. Lineage: Eukaryota; Viridiplantae; Streptophyta; Magnoliopsida; Poales; Poaceae.